AUGCUAAGUUUAGUAGAAGUAAAAACUAUUUUUGAAACUCUGAGCCAAAAGUUUAGAUUUACCGUUAUUAAUUUACCUAAACAAACAACCUCAGAAGAAGUUUUAGGAAUUUUUGAAAUAAUAAACGAUACAGGACAGCGUCUAGAGCCUGCCGACAAGUUGAAGAGUCUUUUAUUUGAGAAGUCAAUAGAGAGAAAAAAAGAUAAAGAAGAGGAAGAAAAAAUUCAAAAAGAA
This is a messenger RNA of Entrophospora candida, 234 nucleotides long. The record is from the annotation of a GenBank genome assembly. NCBI's taxonomy places the organism in Eukaryota, Fungi, Glomeromycota, Glomeromycetes, Entrophosporales, Entrophosporaceae.